AUAUACCUAUUAAAUGAAAGUAUAAAAAAUUUUAAGCUGUAAUAGUUUCGUUCCUCCUUCAUUGCAAUUUGAUCAAAUUAUAUUUUGGUGAUAAGUAUUAAGUAAGAAACAAAAUUUUCCAUAUAAUACGGAACAAAUUUUAUUCAAAGGAAGUGUUCAUAUGAAAUCGGACAAAAAUCACAAAUCAGAGAGAGAUUAAUUUUAAUUCGGGUUCUUCCUUUGCCGAGAUUAAAUUUACUAUAUAUUUUGGAGUGAUCUAAAUCAACUGAUACAUGUCAAAAUCAUUCUGUGAAUGCAAUAAGAAGGGAAAUUAUCAUGGUGAAGUGCAAUAUUGAUAUUGAUACUUGUUGUUCAGAGUCCGAUAUCGAGGAAGUCGUUAUUACUUUUCGACCUACUCCACGUAAAACUGGAUUAAUAAACUCUAAAGAAUUCUAUGAGAAACACCGUUUCAUACAAGAACAUAUCGCAAAUGUUGAUUUGUCUAAAAAACAAAUACCAGGUCGGCACAGAUAUUGGCCAAGUAAGGAUCCUAACAACGUUGGAAUUAAAAAUCAAACUUCACAAAUCAAAAUUUCAGAGACAACUAAGAAAGCUAAUGGUUUUCCCACAACAGUCAUAUCAUUCGAUAGCGAUGAAUUUGUAGAUGCAGAACCCAAUACCUUGAAAAAAGAUAAAACUAUUGCAAAAGUCAAGACGGAACCAAAGUUUAGACAAUUCUCAACUGAUUCAUUUGAGUUACUAACUAAGAAGUACAAAAUAUCCAUAAAGCACUGCAAGGAUAAGCGGGAUCGUAAAAAGCAACGUUUCCAUUGUAAAGCGCCAAUUAAAAAGCAGGGAACCUUCGCCGCAAAAUCACCGAAAGUAAGAAAAAAUGGAAACAUUAAUAUAUUGCACACACCAAGAGAUGACCCAUUUCUUCAAGCUAACACAAACUUAACUUCUAUUAAUCCCAAAGAGAAAACGUUGCAAGGAUAUCAGCUUCCAGACUAUUUACCCGCUUAUUUUAAAAUACCAAAAGAGGAAAAGACAGAAAAUAUAUCCAAUAAAUGUUAUACAAAAAAAAUAAUAAAAAAAGAGGAAAAGUCCCUGCAUGCAUUUGCAACUAAACAAACACAGACUCUAUUUAAAUCUGGAAUCGAAAGGAGAAAACAUAAGGGUUCAGCUCAUGUACAUGCUGGAAAGGAAUACACUUCAAUAAAGAACGCAGUCAAAGAAAAAGAACAGUCAAAUAAAUGUAAAAUCCAUAAAAAAAAUCGAGAACCUCGAGAUGAAGUACAAAUAAAGAAAAAAGAGGAUUCAAUCAAAUGCGAAAAAGAUGAGACAAAAUCUAAACAUCCAGAAGAGCAGGAAAUUAAAAAAGAAAUAUUUUCUAUUAAAACCAGUUUUGGAGAAAAAAAACGGGACCAUUCAACUGAUAAAGAAAGUAAAAUAGAGCAAAAACCUUUUGAAUGUGAAAUCGGUGAGGAAAAACCAGAUCUUCCAUACGAUGAUGAAGUUGAGAAAGAAAAAAUUUCAAACAAAAGUGAAAUGGACGUGGUAACUAAAAAGCUUUCACGUAAUGCGCAAGUAAAGAAAAAGCAAAUUCCCAACGAAUGUAAAAUCGAGGAAAAUAAACGGAAUCGUCCUGAUGGUUCACAAAUUAAUAUUGAUCAAACCUUGAUCACAGAAUCCAAUGGUGAAAGCCAAAGCCCUUCUGUUGAGAAAUCUGAGCUUAAUAAACUGAUAGUUAGUGAAAAUGACAAUAAGAUAGAUGUUUAUGAAGCAAAUUCAACUUAUACUCAUCUAACUCAACAAAUGGAAGCAGUUGUGGAGCGAGUUGAAAUACUUUCAUCUGAAGUAAAAACCACAAAUGUGAAAUUAAGUGCCAUUUUAACAGAAUUGCAAGAUCAUCAUGGCAUUGUAUCGAGUGUCGCAGAAAUUUCCAUCGAUCAUCCUAUGGAAUCUGAAUUGGAGAUGUCUAGUAUUUCUUCUACUCUUUUUGAAGAUGUUUGGCAAAAAGUUUUUACACGGGAUGUUGCUGCAGAUGUAGACAAUAAGGAGACCAUUAGCAAACAUGCAAGCCUCGAAAAAGUGAUUAACUUUGUUUUAACUGAAACCCCAACAGCUGCAAACCUUGAUGACAAGCUCGUGGAGAAAAAUCUAAGCAGAGAGAAAACAAUCAAUUUUGCAACUAUUAAGGAGUUAACAAAUAGUGAACAACCAAUCUCUACCACAAACAAUUUGUUCACUAGCAAAGAUUCUGAGAAAGGUUGUGAAUAUAAUAGAUUGACUGAAGCUACAAUUAAGUUGACUGCCAUUCAAACAUCUGGUGUUAUGGAACCAGACGCAGCGGAACCAGAACUAUCACACAACAUAAACAAAUUGUCGUUAAGCAAAAAAUCUGUGAACGAAAAAAAAAUGCAGUUGGAUGAGAAAUUAAUAUCUUCUGAUAGUGAUUCAAAUGCUAUAGAAAUAAUAAAAGCUCCACCUCUUUCAACUCAUCCUCAGAAUAUGUCGACGAAAAAGAAAAGUAAUAUUAAUCAGAUUUCAGAGAUAAAGAAUACCUCUCCAAGUUCAUCUAGCAUGCAUGAAUCGAGUCAUGUUGAAUCAGAUAUGUUAGAUCCACCAAAAUUCGUUCAUCUUAAAAAACUCGGUUCAAACGGCGAAAACAGAAGAGCAUUUAUUUUUACUGUGGAAGAUUUGAACACUAAUAGAUACGUAAACAAACCUUUUCUCGAACUUGAAAAGUUAACUACAGAUACAGAAUCUUAUGAAAAGAAAUAUUUAGAUAAACCAAAAAAACUGCCUGUCAUUCGAAAACUAAAUACAUCACAAAUAAUCAAACCAUCCGUUUCGCCCCACCCCACUAAAGUCUAUACAGAGCAACGUAAAGCUAAAGCGGAAAAUAUAAGAACGAAUAAUAAAUCACAUCAAGGAGCUGCAGAAAAAGAACGUACUCGUUCUUCGAUAUCCAAAUUAGAACAUUUAAUCACAUCAAUGGUGUUUACAGUACGAGAUUAUGUAAAAUUUCUACACGGUACCGCUAGAAAGCCAAAACAAGAUAAACCAACACCUCAAACUACUUCAUCUACAAGUGACUACGUUAUUAAUAGUAAGAAAAGAGCCAACAGUCGAGUUCCGCAUAAUUCACUAGCGUCCAGUCUUUCUGGCUCCAACAAAAACAAAAAAAUGAAACAGCAUAAAAGCUCUGAAUCAGUAAAUCUAUCAAUAUCCAGUGAUGAUUCUCUAUCUGACAAAAAGAAAGAAAAUAAGAAACACCGAGUUUUCCGAAGCUCCUCAGAAAUAAGUCAGAUCGCUAAGAAAGAGAAAAAGCAUGAUGACCAAAUUUCUUCAUUUACAUUUAGUUCGACAACAUCGAGCCAUGUUAAUGAUAAUAUCCACAAUGUUUCAACAUCCAAUGCCAUUACACAAACCUCAGUUCCUAAAAUUGUUCCUGAAGUGAACAAUUCAGUUUUACCUACAAACGAAAAAACCACUAAUCCUUGUCAAAAGAAAAAAGUGAAUUUCGUGAAGGAAGACACAGUUACACCGGUGCCGUGUACUUGCAUUAUACAAGAACGUUUGGUGUACCCUGCAUCGUCUAGUGGUUCAGAGGUUGAAAUACCAACAUAUAAAAGCAAUAAAGAAGCUGAAAACUUAAAGAAAUAUUUUGAUCACGCAGAUGAGUUACAACCCACUUCAGAUACAUCUGAAUCAGAAUCUGUGGAACGUGAAGAAGUCGGUCACUGCAACAGAGAUGUACAAACCACCUUCUCACACAUUUAUUCGAACUUAAAAGAAACUUGUUUGUAUUGUACGAAUGGCUAUCUUCCAGUUUAUGAUGAACGUAUAAUACAUGUGAUAUAUAAAUUUAUCAAAGAGUACGAUCCCAAAGAUAUUGGUAUAAUUGUUAAUAUCGCAAAUAAUAAUCUAUUUCACAUUAAAAUUAUUUUAAUGUCAUCUGGACGUUCAAUAAGUUGUUUCUACAGCACUAUAAAUGGUCUGCAAGAAGCUAAGAAGAGUGGCAUUAUGGACCACUUCCCAGUGUACUUUGUGUGAAUCACAUAUGUAUCUGGCGACAUAUUUCGUAUUACAUUGAAGAAACAUAAGAGGAGUUUUGUUGUGGGGAACGCUUUGCAGAAUUAAAAUUUAAAAAAAAAAU
Messenger RNA from Teleopsis dalmanni, 4141 nucleotides. RefSeq names its product serine-rich adhesin for platelets-like. The transcript has 5 exons. NCBI's taxonomy places the organism in Eukaryota, Metazoa, Arthropoda, Insecta, Diptera, Diopsidae. The record is from RefSeq and is a predicted model, not a curated record. Bases 316 to 4038 code for a protein of 1240 amino acids.